AUGUGGCUUAUAGUGACCACAGUUCUGUUUAUCUACUACACCUUAUGGCUAUUUCUAUCACCAUUCUUAGAUGAAGGCACUUUUCUGAUGUCUCUAUUUCCAAAUCGGGAACUGGCCAUCCAACUCCCGGUAGUUUUAAUGAUUUUAGGAGCAACUUUAGUUGGUUCUUACGUUGGAAUUGUAAUGGUUACAGAAGUUAAAUAG
This is a messenger RNA of Komagataella phaffii GS115, 204 nucleotides long. RefSeq lists its product as hypothetical. Gene Ontology annotation, molecular function: enzyme regulator activity. NCBI's taxonomy places the organism in Eukaryota, Fungi, Ascomycota, Pichiomycetes, Pichiales, Pichiaceae. The record is from RefSeq and is a predicted model, not a curated record. Gene Ontology annotation, cellular component: dolichol-phosphate-mannose synthase complex; endoplasmic reticulum membrane. Gene Ontology annotation, biological process: GPI anchor biosynthetic process. Bases 1 to 204 code for a protein of 67 amino acids. The transcript has a single exon.